Molecule: messenger RNA, 1729 nt
Organism: Jatropha curcas
Lineage: Eukaryota; Viridiplantae; Streptophyta; Magnoliopsida; Malpighiales; Euphorbiaceae
Gene: APRL7
Product: APR-like 7
Source: RefSeq, a predicted model, not a curated record
CCACCCCACCCUAAACUAAAACUGGGCCAAAAAUUAAAUUAAAAAAAUUAAUACUUUUGGUUAAAAUGGGGAUUAAAGAUUAAAGAAAGAAAGGUUUCAUCAAGUGGAUGUCGGGCGGCCAUAGAUAAGCAACGCAAUCACCACCAUCCACACGUCCACUUCCAAAAAUUCAAUACACCCACCUUUGACAAUACCUCUAUAGGUUGCUUUACAUUGACAAAAAUUUUUCUCACAGAUUCAUAGAAACAUCAUCAAUAUAUAUAAACAAAUCAAAUUUCAAUUUUUAUUUUCCUUUUUAAUAUAUAUAUAUUUUUUAUAAUAAAGAGAAAGAGAGAAACGCCAUUUUCUUUCUUUCUUUCUUUCUUCUUGUUGCUGUAUCUGUGUGCGGUCUUUAUUGGAUUGUUAUCUUCUGUAUUUUCUUAUUCUUCUUCUUUUUCUUUGUGUUUUGGGUUUUCCAAAAUCUUUCCUUCCAGCUGUUGGUUAUUCUUGGUUCAAUCCUCUUUUAUGGCUUUGGUUUUUAUUUUCUUGCUGUGUAUUGGGGCUUUGCCUUCGAUUCCUUUCGUGUCUGCAUCGGCAUCGGAUUCUGUUUGCCCUAAUGAAUCUGUUCUGUUCUCAUGUAAUCUCCAAUCUCAAUGUCCUCUAUCGAUCUCCCCAAAUCCUCCUCUUGAGGUUGAUGGGAAAUUCCUGGACAGAGCAUUAACUUCAAAACAGAGAAAUUCAUGCACAUCUAUUCUCUUCUAUGCUUCCUGGUGCCCAUUUUCACAAAAUAUGCGACCUAAAUUUAAUAUGCUUGGUUCCAUGUUCCCUCAAAUUGAACAUUUUUCUGUUGAGCAAUCUUCAGCUUCCCCAAGUAUAUUUUCAAGAUAUGGAAUCCAUAGCUUGCCUUCAUUAUUAAUAGUCAAUCAGACAUCAAAGUUGCAAUAUCAUGGACCAAAGGAUCUUCAAUCCCUUGUUCAAUUUUAUGAGAAGACAACAGGUCUCAAACCAGUUCAAUGUUUUGGUGAAGAUGAGCCAACUGGUUUGGACAGUGGUGAAGAAUCAAUCAUGCAGCACUGGGAUGUGUCUUCCUUAGAGGAGAUGAUGAAAAAGGAACCCUAUUUAGUAUUUGCCGUAUUGUUCCUUUUUCUGCGAGUACUGUUAUUCAUAUCUCCGAAACUGGUGUCUCAUCUAAAGGCUUUCUAUGGAUCAUAUGUUCCCCAUUUCAACUUGGAAAUAUUUGGUGAGACAAGUCAAUUAUUUGGCCGUAUCCUGCAUAUGAUUGAUGUGAGGAGGAUUUGGGUGAAGCUGAGAUUAUGCAAGGCCAGGAACUUCCAUGAAGGUGCAAAAAAUUGCCGGGUUUGGGCUUCCUCCCUGGCUUCUGUUUCAUUAGGUGAAUCUUCAUCAGCUAGAUCACAAUCCUAAUGCAGACACUGCCUUUCCUGUGGGAUUAAAGGAGCUUAAUGAUGAGGUAAUGUAUUGUGAAUGUGUUGAGGCUCAGGGAAGGUAGUCUAGCUCUUUCUGUGUCUCUGUCUCUCUCCUGUUAAAAUUUUACUAUUAACUAGUGAUGAUGAUGACAACUACGAUGAUAAUAGCUCAAGCUGUUGUCCUUUGUUUGAGUUUCGGGAGGAAUUAAAACAAGCAUGUAAAUUUGAGAACAGCUUUGCCCUUUUUUGUAUAUUAUUUGUCAUUUGGAGUAAACCUCUUGAACACAUCAGUGGAAUUUGUUAGCAUAUGUUAUGUGCUCUCUUUA